AUGGCAGGCUUGGAAGCUCUUGAAGCCCUCACCGAUAAGCUGUACGACUUCAUCCAGUCCAUGGAAGAUGAGGGAAUAGUGGACUACCAUUUCAAAGACUGUUACAGCAUGAAGGAGGCCAAUGGACCCUUUUUGUUCAUUGAGAUUCUUCCUACUUACAUAUCUGAUUCCGAAACAACCUUAGCGCAGAUGACUAAUUUAUUGGAUGAGCCUAUUGUUAAUUACAAUCAGCUCGAACAACUAUGCAUCAAGCUUCAAGGAGGGACGGCAUGCAUUGGUGCCUGCCGCAUGGCGGCUUCAUGUGGCCUUCUUCGUCAUGCUGCUGCUGCCGGAAAUAAGGAUGAGUAUGAAAUCAUUAAACUUAUGUCCUAA
Dovyalis caffra is the source of this 372-nucleotide messenger RNA. Lineage: Eukaryota; Viridiplantae; Streptophyta; Magnoliopsida; Malpighiales; Salicaceae. The record is from the annotation of a GenBank genome assembly.